AUGCCUAUCACCAACAAGGAGGCUGCGCCCGGCGCUGCCAUGAAGGCAGAAAUCGAGGACUACACCAAGGCCCUCGAGGUUGUCAAGACCUAUACCACUAAGGAUGGUCUGGAUGUUGACACUCUUCUGGACUCCGAUAAGCACGGCGCUCUGACUUACAAUGAUUUCCUUGUCCUGCCCGGUUACAUCGGCUUCCCUGCUUCUGAUGUUACCCUGGAAACUCCUGUCACUAAGCGUAUUACGCUUAAGGCCCCCCUUGUGUCCUCCCCUAUGGACACUGUCACUGAGCACAACAUGGCUAUCCACAUGGCCCUGCUCGGUGGCCUCGGUGUCAUCCACAACAACUGCGCCCCCGAGGACCAGGCCGAGAUGGUCCGCAAAGUGAAGAGAUACGAGAACGGCUUCAUCCUGGACCCUGUCGUUCUGUCUCCCAAAGCCACCGUUGGCGAGGCCAAGGACCUCAAGGCCAAGUGGGGUUUCGGUGGUUUCCCUGUCACUGAGAACGGCACUCUCCGCUCCAAGCUAGUCGGUAUGGUCACCUCUCGUGACAUUCAGUUCCAAGGCGACCUCGACGAGCCUGUCACUUCUAUCAUGGCCACUGACCUGGUCACUGCCCCUGCUGGCACCACUCUAGCUGAGGCCAACAGCGUUCUCCGCAAGUCCAAGAAGGGCAAGCUGCCCAUCAUUGAUGACAAUGGAAACCUUGUCUCUUUGCUGUCCCGCUCCGACUUGAUGAAGAACCUUCACUACCCUCUGGCUUCCAAGCUCCCCGACUCCAAGCAGCUUAUUUGUGCUGCCGCCAUCGGUACUCGUGAGGAGGAUAAGACUCGUCUCAAGCAUCUCGUUGAAGCUGGUCUUGACAUUGUCAUCCUGGACAGCAGCCAGGGUAACAGCAUGUUCAUGAUCGACAUGGUCAAGCACAUUAAGAAGACCUUCCCAGAAAUUGAUGUUAUCGCCGGUAACGUUGUUACCCGCGAGCAGGCCGCUUCUCUGAUUGUCGCCGGUGCCGAUGGCCUGAGAAUUGGCAUGGGCAGUGGUAGCGCUUGUAUCACCCAGGAAGUUAUGGCUGUUGGCCGUCCCCAGGCUGCUGCCGUGCGUAGCGUUUCCAACUUCGCUGCUCGCUUCGGUGUUCCAUGUAUUGCCGACGGUGGUGUCCAAAACGUUGGUCACAUUGUCAAGGGUCUGGCCAUGGGUGCCAGCACUGUCAUGAUGGGUGGUCUCCUUGCCGGUACCACCGAGUCUCCUGGCGAGUACUACGUCAGCAAUGAGGGUCAGCUCGUCAAGGCCUACCGUGGUAUGGGCAGUAUUGCCGCCAUGGAAGACAAGAAGGCCGCCGGUACCAACAAGGACAGCCGUGCUAGCAACGCUGGUACUGCCCGUUACUUCUCCGAAAAGGACCGCGUUCUGGUCGCCCAGGGUGUCGCUGGUUCCGUUCUGGACCGUGGCUCCGUCACCAAGUUCAUCCCCUACCUUUUCGCCGGUGUCCAGCACUCUCUGCAAGACAUUGGUGUCCAGAGCCUCCAGGCUCUCCACGAUGGCGUCAACGCCGGCGAUGUUCGCUUCGAGAUGCGCAGCGCCAGUGCUAUGACCGAGGGUAACGUCCACGGUCUGCACAGCUAUGACAAGAAGCUUUACUCGUAA
Molecule: messenger RNA, 1641 nt
Organism: Penicillium angulare
Lineage: Eukaryota; Fungi; Ascomycota; Eurotiomycetes; Eurotiales; Aspergillaceae
Product: putative IMP dehydrogenase
Exons: 3
Coding region: 1-1641 (546 amino acids)
Biological process (GO): GTP biosynthetic process
Cellular component (GO): cytoplasm
Molecular function (GO): IMP dehydrogenase activity
Source: RefSeq, a predicted model, not a curated record